Molecule: messenger RNA, 800 nt
Organism: Saccoglossus kowalevskii
Lineage: Eukaryota; Metazoa; Hemichordata; Enteropneusta; Harrimaniidae
Product: rho GTPase-activating protein 5-like
Biological process (GO): regulation of cell size; regulation of axonogenesis; Rho protein signal transduction
Cellular component (GO): cytosol
Molecular function (GO): GTP binding; GTPase activity; GTPase activator activity
Source: RefSeq, a predicted model, not a curated record
GGUGGAAAACUUGUGAAGUUUAUGAAAGCGUGAAAGAUAGCCCUGCCCGACAGGAACACACGUUGGUAAAGAAGUCUCAUCCACCUCCAGUUGCCCCAAGACCGGCUCUUAAACCCAAACCUAAUAUGAUGGUUAGGGUAGCUGCUCCGCCAACUGACAGUGAAAGUGACCAUUCUUCCCUGGAAAGAAACAAAAAAGGCAAUGAUGUGUAUGCUAUGGUUUCGAAAAAAGAACACAAAAAGAAAAGUAAGAGAGGGGCUCCUGAAAAGAGUUCAUCAUCCUCCUUGUCGGAUCCAUCAAUACCGCCACCAUUGCCUGAAAUCACAAGCAAGAGAUUGGAAAGUAAUGAAACGAGUAGUGACAGCGAUGGAAAGGCUGAACUAGCUACCACCAAAAAGCCUAAGAGACGAAGUCUACGUCGUAGUCAAAAACAGAUAGUUGAGAGUGGAACACCAUCAGAUGAACAACUGCCUGGUAUGUAUGAUGACUACCCAGCCCGUGUACGAGUGUUACCACCAUCAGCGCAUGAAGACAUUGAAAAUGAGGAUGUAACAAGAGAUGAAGAUGAUGAAUUUGAAGCUUUGGCUGUGACUGCCUGGCGAUGCAUUGCUUUGGCUGUGACUGCCUGGCGAUGCAUUGCUCUGGCUGUGACUGCCUGGGGAUGCAUUGCUUUGGCUGUGACUGCCUGGCGAUGCAUUGCUUUGGCUGUGACUGCCUGGCGAUGCAUUGCUUUGGCUGUGACUGCCUGGCGAUGCAUUGCUUUGGCUGUGACUGCCUGGCGAUGCAUUGCUUUGCUGUGA